UCGUUUUCGUGCCGUACGGUGUGUUUACCUUAACGAUGUCUAAAGCAGUGUUUCGUUGUCUUCUCUACUUCGCACUCUUCCAGUCUCUCCUCGCCGACACAAAACGCUGGACGGCCAACACAAACUGGCACAACAAGAACAACUGGGAUCGAAGCGACCUGCCGUGCAGCGCCGACCACGUCCUUUUCCAGGAGCUCGACUCGACAAGCUAUUCCAUCUUCGUCGCCAGCGACGUCGUCGUGAACGAAAUCGUUUUUCCACUCGACGGCAGCCUCAUACUCGACAGUGGCAUAUCCAUCACGUUCAGCAACGACAGCGAGUGUGAUGAUGGCGGGUCGAGAGCAGGAGGCGAUAUCGAGUUUAUUGGCGGUCAACGGAAGAACUGGUACGACGUUAGACAGUGGGAAACGGUUGAUAAAUUGAGUAGCCACGAGUUGGACGUCGAUUUGCCUUUGAAUCGUAUUCCUUGCGAGCACGACGACGUCAUCUUUCCGGACCGGUCCUCGUUCAGCGUGUCUAUCGAUCGCAAAGUGGUGGUGAAGAGCAUGCAAUAUCAAGGGGAUGCGUUGUCCAACGAUGGGCUACAGGAGUUGUUGCUGAAUGUGGAAGGCAAGCGUCAAUUUCAGUUAAUCCAUAAAGGAGAUCAGGAAACGUCUCUGAGCAUUAGUGGGUUAACAUGCUCGGAUAGCGCGGGUUGUCCUUGCGGCAAUAGCAUGGACGACGCGAACUUCAUCCAGGAGGGGUGUCGCACUUAUGUUCAUGAUACUUGUACCAGUAGAGGUGACCUUGAUUGCGAGAAUCCAAUCACUCCGGCAGGUGCGUGCUGUCCAGUGUGCGGGUCUAACGUGGAAGUGACUAUUUCAAGAGAGAAUCAGGCGAAUUUUAACUACGAGGCGUUCAAGCAGGCCAUCUAUGGCAUCCUUCAAGGCAACACCAGCGGUGCCGGUAUCGUUCGCGUUCCGCCUUCAGAGCAAGAUGGCGGCGCACUGAUUUACUCCAUCUUUUUUCUGACCGGCGGAGACACGGAGAAAGCCCGUGCACUAAGCCGUGCUCUUGUAAAUCUCUUUACUAUUUCGGGCGUCGAAGGAAUCGUAUUGCCGGAGAUUGCUGUGAAGAGUAGAAUCGAAAUUGUUGAAGUCUCCCCAACUGUAGUUGUGGAAGGACAAACGUCGCCAGGCGAUGACGACAACACGAAGAUUUACAUCGGUAUUGGGGCUGCCGGAGGCGUCGUACUCAUUCUUGCUGUCGUCAUUGUCGUUCUAGUCGUACAGAGACGACAAAGCAAGAAGCAGGGGUUGAGCCAUAGUCAAGGCUUUGGCACGUCGAGUCUGCCAGGAGACAAAUUGGGUGUCGUUUCGUUCUCGAAUGUUUCAGAAAACGCUACCGCUACCCUGGAAGGCUUCGACAACCCGAUGUAUGACGAAAGAAUCAAAUCGAACCCCGUCUAUGACACUGCCCACGAGGGAACGACGGUUGUCAAUCCUGUCUACAUGGACGAAGAUGCUGAUGAUUGAGUAGGUUGACGAAAACGAGCGCGUUGCUAGCACUGCUAUAUUUGUCUUGCGUAGCAUCAGAUUGUGAUGCAGUCGAUGUAGUAAGCAUGUAGCCUACCUACGGAUGUAGACAAUUUCAAUUUCUAAACGCUUCAACUCUAGCUCUUGUCUAGACAGAAUUAUCAGCAUGCACGGACAGGCUUGUGAUCCGGUCUAGUCGUGGAAACAGCA
This is a messenger RNA of Corticium candelabrum, 1724 nucleotides long. RefSeq names its product protein amnionless-like. NCBI's taxonomy places the organism in Eukaryota, Metazoa, Porifera, Homoscleromorpha, Homosclerophorida, Plakinidae. The record is from RefSeq and is a predicted model, not a curated record. The transcript has a single exon. Bases 36 to 1514 code for a protein of 492 amino acids. Gene Ontology annotation, cellular component: endocytic vesicle; apical plasma membrane. Gene Ontology annotation, biological process: receptor-mediated endocytosis; intracellular protein localization.